Chenopodium quinoa (quinoa) is the source of this 1290-nucleotide messenger RNA. Its product is annotated as thioredoxin domain-containing protein 9 homolog. The transcript has 4 exons. Gene Ontology annotation, cellular component: cytoplasm. Gene Ontology annotation, biological process: microtubule cytoskeleton organization. NCBI's taxonomy places the organism in Eukaryota, Viridiplantae, Streptophyta, Magnoliopsida, Caryophyllales, Amaranthaceae. The record is from RefSeq and is a predicted model, not a curated record. Bases 188 to 826 code for a protein of 212 amino acids.
CGCUAGUUUUAGAACGAAUUCAAAAGGGCUUUAGCGCCGUGUGACCGUGUCAAUUGAGAGUGAGCAACUGAGAAAUCUAUCUUCUAGACUUCUACUACCCCACCUAAAUUUUCUCUCUUUUUUUCCAGAAACAAAAACCUUCCUUCUACAAUUUCCGGCGUAAUCCCAAUUUUCCCGACAAAUCAAAAUGGAAAACCCUAAUGUUCAACAGAUUUUGGAGAAGCAAGUUCUAACAGUGGCGAAAGCAAUGGAGGACAAGAUCGAUGAUGAAAUUGCAGCCCUAGAUCGCCUCGAAAGCGACGAUAUCGAAGUGUUGAGAGAGAAGAGGAUUCAACAGAUGAAGAAAAUGGCGGAGAAGCGUAGCCGUUGGAUCUCUCUUGGCCAUGGCGAGUAUUCUGAGAUUCCUUCUGAAAAGGAUUUCUUUUCUAUUGUUAAAGCCAGUGAUCGCGUCGUUUGCCAUUUCUAUCGCGAGAAUUGGCCUUGUAAGGUAAUGGACAAGCACUUGAGUAUUUUAGCAAAGCAGCAUAUUGAGACACGCUUUGUAAAAAUUCAGGCUGAGAAAAGUCCAUUCUUAGCUGAAAAGCUGAAGAUUGUUGUCCUUCCAACCCUUGCUAUUAUAAAGAAUGCAAAAGUUGAAAAUUAUAUGGUUGGUUUUGACGAGCUUGGUGGGAAAGAUGAUUUUAGCACAGACGAAUUGGAGGAGAGAUUGGCUAAAUAUCAGAUUAUCAUCUUUGAGGGUGAAUCAUCAGUAAAGUCUUCCCGAUCCCUGGGACAUACCAGAAGUGUGCGACAAAGUGAAACCCAUGAUUCAUCAGAUUCUGACUAGAAAUAUCUGAGCUGCAAGCACUUUGGAGGCCUAGGUCACUUAGUUUGUCUUCUUGAUUUCAUGGCCAAUUUGGAUUUGAUAUGAAUGCAGGGAAGAGAAAGGGGAAAGCAGAGCAGCUUGGGAUGAGGAAGGGGAAAGAGGCUCCAUUUUUUGGGGUGUAGUUCUUUUAGAUUUGGUCGUGAUCAAGUGGAGUUUAGAUUAUAUAUUGCUCUUUAAGUACAAAACCGAAUGGCCUAGAGCCUGGCCUCUAUGUUAGCUAUAUACAUAUAUAAUAAGUAGUCCACACAUUUAUAUUGAUAGGCUACUUAUUGGUAGCAAUAUGUACGCAUUGCUGUGUCCUUUAUUAUUAACAUUAAAGUACCUAUCCAUCCAAGUUGACGAGUUUUUGAUAAUGUUGUGUUUUUGACUGGUUGGCCUGUACUUUUUAGUGCUAUAUUGAUUUUCUGAAAUGGUUUGAAUGUUGA